Ambispora leptoticha is the source of this 2307-nucleotide messenger RNA. The record is from the annotation of a GenBank genome assembly. NCBI's taxonomy places the organism in Eukaryota, Fungi, Glomeromycota, Glomeromycetes, Archaeosporales, Ambisporaceae.
AUGGCAGAAAUCGAAAAAACCAAAAACUUUGCUGAAAGUACUUUCACAAAUAAAACUACUACUAGUAGUCAACAACCAUUAUCACGAGGAAAAUCUGUAGUUGGUCCACGACCGUUGCCCACAUCCACAAAUUCAAAUAUAACGAGACGAAGUAGUAACAGCAGCACUAGCAAUAGCGAUAAUAACAGUAUCACUAAUAAAUCGUCAAAUAUUGUUAAUAAUACCUCUGAACAAUCAAGAUCUGUUAAUCCAGACGCCGCCUCAACCUUUCCAAAACUCGUAUCCCCUACACCACAUAAACCUAUGCCAACUGUACAGAAUGACAUUUCUCGUGCGUUAGAAAGUCAAACGGCGCAACAAGAAACUGAUAAUAGUCAAACCAAUCAAGAUCAAACUAAUAUUAACAGAACUAAUAGCAUUAGUGACACACGAUAUCCUUCUUCGGAUAAUGAAAGUUGGUACGCAGGAGAUGAAAAAAAUUUAACUGUUAUUGACGUUGAUCGACAACAAAAACAGCUUACACAAUCGAGACCGACACCUAUACAAUACCCUUCACCCUAUAAUAAACCAGGUCGUGCAUCGGAGGAUAUAACGCGGACGACUCCGAUGUUAUAUUCUGAACAAAGAGGACAUUCAAGUGCUCCAACUUCACCAAUCGCUCCGAUAGUAAAUAUUCAAGAACAUUAUCAAUAUAAUAAUAAUGGAGAAGGAAGUGGACCAAUGUUGUCUCAUUCUCAGUCAUGGAAUAACAUGGCUAUUGCUGGUGCUGGACAAGGUCAAAUUAUUCAACCAAAUAAUUUUUAUGCAUUAAAUAAUCAAAACCAUUGGAAUGCACCAAAUGGACAACAAUAUGAUCAAAAUGGACGUCCAAUUUCUUAUGUUGCAGGAGGAAUACCACUGCAGCAACCUCCAUCCAAUUACUAUCCACGUAAUCCUUCGCCAUUGGGCUCUGCACGUCAACCUUCUCCACAGUUUGGUCCUGACGGCACGCCUCUACCUCCAAACCUGGGAGGGACUCGACAAAGUUUUUAUGGACCUGGAGCUAUGCCACGAAGAUCCCCAAGCCCCAACCCCGAUUAUCGUUUAUCGAGAUCUCCAAAUACCAGUAAUCUUCGUUUACUUAUCGAUGACAAAAAUGCAAAACGUAUGACAUUUACUUCUUUUACGCUCGCAAGUGACGAUACAGCGCUUCAAAAGUACCGUGAAACGGCAUCAAAGACAAAUGAUCCGCUCGUCCAAGUAGAUUAUGCCAAAUUUCUGAUUGGGAUGACGAACUUUUAUUUUGCGUCCAAUACCAAUCAGGAAAUCGAUCCAAACAAAACAGACAUGUAUACUAAACUUGUUAACGAGGCUGUUUAUUGGAUUGAUAAACUUGCGAAAAAUAAUCAACCGGAAGCCAUGUACAUUAAGGGUACUUGGUAUGAAAGCGGGAAAUUUACAAAGGAGCAAAAUCAUGAAAAAGCUUUAAAAUAUUACUCGUCGGCGUCGAAACAGGAUCAUCCAAAAGCUAAUACUAAAGUUGGUGAACAUUACGAACGGCAAAGAAAUUUUAGUCGUGCAAUAUCGUUCUUUCAGAAAGCCGCAUCUCUGGGCGAUGUUUCUGCAUUAUAUCGGCUAGCAUUAAUAUAUAUGCUAGGUGACAUGAGACAAGAAGUCAAUUACAAACAAGCGAUGAUCUACCUAAAACAAGCAGCCAGCAAGGCAGACGAAGACUGUCCUGAAGGUGCAUUCGUCUACGGAAUGAUUCUUGCCAAAGAGUAUCAAGCAGCUAAUGUGCCCGACGAAUUAGUCGUACCCGACGAACACGAGGCCAAAGAACUGAUCCAAAAAGCCGCAAACUUUGGCUACGCACCCGCCCUCUACAAAAUGGGUCACUGUCACGAAUAUGCGGCACUUGGAUGUCCAUACGACCCGGAGCUUUCUGUCUCGUAUUAUGAACGUGCCGCCAAUAAAGGGUACGUAGAGGCAAACAUGGCACUGAGUAAGUGGUAUUUGUGUGGCGCUGAAGGAUAUUUCGAUCAGAAUGAGAUGUUGGCGUAUAUGCAUGCUGAGAUAGCCGCGAAGAAAGGGUUGGCGGCUGCCGAGUUUGCGAUGGGGUAUUUCCAUGAAGUGGGGAUUAAUACGCAAGUGGAUCCUAAAACUGCUAAUGAAUGGUAUUCAAAGGCCGCUGUACAUGGUAACCAAGAUGCCAUUGAAAGAUUAUCACGUGGUGGAACGAUAACACGCCAAGAACACGAUAAUACUGUCCAAACAAAGUUAAAGAAGCAGCGAAAACCGGAUAAGGAUAAAGAUUGUGUUAUUCAGUAA